AUGAGCAUUUUUAGGUUCGACAGGCAGAUUAAAGACGAUAAAAAAAGAAACGCCUCUCCUACAUUUGGAAGUCGCGUGGCUAAUAUUCGGCAAAUUAAAGAAAACAUUGUUUGCGAGCACUGUCACAAACCUGGACAUAAAGAAGGUUACUGUUUUAGAAAAGCUAUAUGCGACUACUGUCAAAAACAAGGCCACACGGACGGUAGAUGUUUUAAAAGGAGGCAAGAUAAUUCAAAUAAGUCCGGUCAAACCUCUCCGAACAAUUCAAAAUCUCAAACAAAAACAGGAUAUAAAAGUCCAAAAAAAUGCUCCUAUUGUAGGAACUUGGGACACAUAAUAUUUGACUGUCGAAAGUUAAUGUACCAACUAGAAAAAAGGAAUCAGGAAAACAGGGUGAGAACAACGACGGACGACGCUCGUCGCUCUCCGACACCAAACAUUGUCCACAAAGUCCGAAUCCGAAAGCGGGCCCGUCGAAGUCAAACACAUAACACAAAACAAUAUUUGGACGGCUUCAUGUGUCACUGCGGCUUCUCCACGAUUAAGAGAAGCAGUGACACUUAUGAUAGACACAGGCGCGGACAUUAA
Messenger RNA from Polistes canadensis, 588 nucleotides. RefSeq lists its product as uncharacterized. Lineage: Eukaryota; Metazoa; Arthropoda; Insecta; Hymenoptera; Vespidae. Gene Ontology annotation, molecular function: zinc ion binding; nucleic acid binding. The transcript has a single exon. The record is from RefSeq and is a predicted model, not a curated record. Bases 1 to 588 code for a protein of 195 amino acids.